Messenger RNA from Eupeodes corollae, 1925 nucleotides. RefSeq lists its product as uncharacterized. The transcript is spliced from 6 exons. NCBI's taxonomy places the organism in Eukaryota, Metazoa, Arthropoda, Insecta, Diptera, Syrphidae. The record is from RefSeq and is a predicted model, not a curated record. Bases 756 to 1739 code for a protein of 327 amino acids.
GUAACCAGGAAAACAAAGUGUUGUCAGAACUCGCAAGAUAAAAAUUGUAAAACAAAAAUAUAUCAAUUUGUUAAAAGAGGAACUUUCUAAAAACUAUAAUUUACUUAAUUCUAUCAAAAUACCAUAUAAAUAGUUUUACGUCUUCCAACUUCAUCACCCGGCAUAAUUCCUUUCUAUGUAUCUGAAAAAAGAAAAAAACAAUUUUUGAUUUGUUCAUUGUUUUCCACUUGGUUUUGCUUCGUUUUCGUUGUCGCUGUCGGCAGAAUAUUGUCUUCGUUUGCAUUUUCAAAUUGUUUUAAAAUUUUGGAUUUUACCUCGGGAGUGUGAGUGAAGUGUAAACAAUAAUAAUAAGUUGUGAAUAAAAAAAUAAAAUAAUUACAAUUUAAUACAAAAUAAUAUAUACCUAUAGUUAAAGGAGGUGGUAAAGGCGAUUGACGCAAGGCAUGGCUGACGAGGAAGGAAUGUGCUGAUAUAGCUGGUUAUUGUAAAACAAACUACCCUUUUGCUUUUGUGCGGUAGUCGUAACUCGUUACAAGUGCAUGUUGUUGUUUGGAAAAUUUGGUUUCAACUAAACUGUUGCUUUUGAUAGCAACAAAAAUACGAUGGCGAUUAAGUCUGGAAUAUGCCGCUAAAAAAUAAACAAAAAAAUCCGGAAUGUGUGUUGUUGGUUCGUUGUCGUUGGUUUUGAAAUACCGCUAAAGUGAAGCAGUCUUAACUAUAUGUUAACUUGAAUAGGACAUCACCAAAGAAUCCAUAUGCGAAACACCAUGUCUCAAGAAACGAAUGUUUCUUCAUUGCUUUCAUCAUGGGGCUUAUCAGAUCUUCAAUCAAAAUUCAAAUUACACCGAAUCGAAUCUCGAGCUUUAUUGUGUCUCACUGAAAAAGACAUUUGCGAACUUAUACCAAGAAUUGGUAGACGAGCAAUUUUUCGAUCAAGUCUUAAAGAAUGGCGUCGACGGAAUUUUCAUCAUAAACGAAGAUCUGCACCACCAGCAAUGUCAUCUUCACUGCGAAUUGACCCCAGAAUUGAAUUAGAAUCAGCAAGUAAUAGUGAAGAGACUCCCCCGCCCACAAAUAAUAUCCCCCAUUUAAAUACUGUCGUAAAGGAUGAACAAAUGCAUUCUGAUUAUGAAUCAGAAGAAGUAAGUGAACAUAUGCAAAUUCAAAAUGGGAACAUCAUCCUUCCACCACAUGUUAAUGGUGGUGGAGGUGGUUUUGAUGAAGAUCAAUCAGAAGAAGAAGAGGAACAAACAUCUUUGGAACGUCCAUUUUCGGAAACACCAGAAGCGAAGAAAUUUAAUGUUACUAUGUCGACAAAGAAAAACAGUAAUAAUUGUAAUGUUGAUGUGAGUGAAAUUCUUUCCAAUAGCCCCGAAGGACAACAAAUUAUUGCUUACUAUGAAGUUAAUGGUAGUUUCGAUUAUAGCCAUCGCAGAAGGCUUGUUACUCUGCUUAUAAAUGAGGUUGUACGCCAGAACAAGUGGUUGGUGCAAGAAGAUUUUGCUAAAAUAUCACAUGAUAUCAUUCAAAUGUUUCCUAGAGAAGAUGUGAACACAUACUACACAGCUAGAAAUGGGCUCAAAAAUCCAAAGGGUUGUCUCUACAACAAAUUUUUAAACUUAACUCGAAAGUUACGACAAGAAGGGAUAUUACAAUAUCGCAAUAACGUUCAAAUAAUGCCAGAACGCAUUUCAACAAGACAUUCCGGCGAAAUAAAAUGCUAUACUGAAAGUUAUUAAAAAGAAAAUUAACACAUUUUGUAUAAGUUAAUUUGUGUUUGCAUCGUGUACAUAUUAUAAUAAAAAUCUCGAAAUUUUACUGAUUCAGCUUAGAAAACUUUGCAUUUUGAAAAAUUGAGUGGAAGCGAUAAAUGUUUUCUUUUGUAUUUAAAAAAAAAUGUUCAAUAAAAAGAUCUCAAAAUAUUU